AUGGCGCGCGCGGCGGGCCCCGAGCGGCGGGUCCUGGCCAUCUACACGGGGGGCACCAUCGGGAUGCGGAGCCAGCGCGGCGUGCUGGUCCCGGGGCGGGGCCUGGCCGCCGUCCUGAGGACACUGCCCAUGUUCCACGACGAGGAGCAUGCCCGGGCCCGCGGCCUCCCCGAGGACACCCUGGUGCUGCCGCCCGCCAGUCCCGACCAGAGGAUCAUCUACACGGUGCUGGAGUGCCAGCCCCUCUUCGACUCCAGCGACAUGACCAUCACGGAGUGGGUGCAGAUUGCCCAGACCAUUGAGACACACUACGAGCAGUUCCACGGCUUCGUGGUCGUCCACGGCACCGACACCAUGGCCUUCGCGGCCGCCGCGCUCGCCUUCGCGCUGGAGAACCUGCAGAAGACGGUGGUGCUCACGGGCGCCCAGGUGCCCAUCCACGCCCUGUGGAGCGACGGCCGCGAGAACCUGCUGGGGGCCCUGCUCAUGGCCGGCCAGUACGUGAUCCCCGAGGUCUGCCUGUUCUUCCAGAACCAGCUGUUUCGGGGCACACGGGUGACCAAGGUGGAUGCCCGCAAGUUCGCCGCCUUCUGCUCCCCCAACCUGCCGCCGCUGGCUGUGCUGGGCGCUGACGUCACAAUCAACCGGGAGCUGGUGAGGAAGGCCCGCGGGGAGGCCCGGCUGGCGGUGCACAGCGGCAUGGAGCGCGACGUGGGCCUGCUGCGCCUCUACCCCGGGAUCCCCGCCACCCUGGUCCGGGCCUUCCUGCAGCCGCCCCUGAAGGGGGUGGUCAUGGAGACCUUCGGCUCCGGGAACGGGCCCACCAAGCCCGACCUGCUGCGGGAGCUGCGGGCGGCGGCCGCGCGGGGCCUGCUCAUCCUCAACUGCACCCACUGCCUGCAGGGCACCGUGACCUCGGACUACGCGGCGGGCAUGGCCGCGGCGGGAGCUGGCAUCAUCUCGGGCUUCGACAUGACGUCCGAGGCCGCCCUGGCCAAGCUGUCCUAUGUGCUGGGCCAGCCCGGGCUGAGCCUGGAUGACAGGAAGGAGCUGCUGGCCAGGGACCUCCGGGGAGAGAUGACGCUGCCCGAGGCGGACACGUGCCGGCCCGCCCCUCAGAGCAGCCUGGGACUCGGGGUGGCCCAGCUCCUCAGCCUCAGCCAGGAGAUGGAUGCCGUGCGAGACGCCCUGACCCCCAGCCUGGCCUGCGCCGCGGCCCACGCCGGUGACCUGGAGGCCCUGCAGGCCCUGGCAGAGCGGGGCGGUGACCUGAGCCUGGAGGACUUUGAGGGUCGAACUCCGUUGCACGCGGCCGCCCGGAGGGGCCACGCCGCGGUGGUGAGCCUGCUGCUGCGGAGCGGGGCGGCCGUGAACGCCCGGGACCACGAGGGCCUCAGCCCCUUGCUGCUGGCCGUGAGGGGCAGGCACCAGGGCACCAUCGGGCUCCUGCGGGCGGCGGGGGCCCGCCUGUCGGCCCGGGAGCUGGAGGACGCGGGGACGGAGCUGUGCAGGCUGGCCUCCCGGGCGGACGGUGACGGCCUGCGGGCCUGGUGGCAGGCAGGGGCCGACCUGGGGCAGCCGGGCUACGAUGGGCGCAGCGCCCUGCUCGUGGCAGAAGCUGCUGGGAACCUGGAGGUGGUGACUCUCCUGCAGAGUCUCCAGGGUGCGGCCGGGGCCCCGGCCCCGGGGCCGGAAGUGCUGCCUGGUAUCUAGCCCGAAUCCGUCUGCUGCCGCAUCAGCCAUCCCUUCCUGUGACCUGCAGGAGGGGUCGCCGGCACCCCGCCCCGUGGCUCUGACUGAUGUGACCCCGCUGCCCGGACUCUGUCCGUCCUGUUCCCGAGACCGGCCUCGUGUCUGUGUUGGGUGGUGUGACAAUAAAGUCUCAGGGACACUCCC
This is a messenger RNA of Eptesicus fuscus (big brown bat), 1896 nucleotides long. RefSeq names its product asparaginase (gene ASPG). The record is from RefSeq and is a predicted model, not a curated record. Lineage: Eukaryota; Metazoa; Chordata; Mammalia; Chiroptera; Vespertilionidae. The transcript is spliced from 16 exons. Gene Ontology annotation, molecular function: protein binding; asparaginase activity. The coding region runs from base 1 to 1713 and encodes 570 amino acids.